This is a messenger RNA of Choloepus didactylus (southern two-toed sloth), 240 nucleotides long. RefSeq names its product family with sequence similarity 240 member A (gene FAM240A). The transcript has 2 exons. The record is from RefSeq and is a predicted model, not a curated record. Lineage: Eukaryota; Metazoa; Chordata; Mammalia; Pilosa; Megalonychidae. Bases 7 to 240 code for a protein of 77 amino acids.
CAGGGGAUGAACAAUCAAUACGUCCGCCGUGAAGUCUUCUGCCGGGACACCUGUCUCGAGCUCAAACGCUUCUGGGAAAAGGAAAUUGGCAAACAGACUUGCUACCGAGAAUGGGAGGAACAUCGCCUGGGGAGAAGUGCCCUGAGAAAACUCAGAGAAGAAUGGAAGCAGAAGGUGGAAACAAGGCUGGGGCUGCGGAACAACCCAGAGGAGACUGGAAAGCGUGCAAAUGUUGGCUGA